UGACUUUCAUCGCUUCCUGCAGUUUGCCAGAGUGUGUGAGGUUGAUGGAAGGAAAACUAUCUGCACCAGAGACAUAGAGGAGGACAAUAUGUACGACUUGUUCUACAUAAGACACCGUCUCCACAAAAGAGCCUAUCAGCACAGAGUAAACAAAGUCAUUGAACAUAUGAUUGCAGAGGCUUUUUUGAAAGCAGACGGUCACAUUGAGAUUGAAGGAUCAGGAGGGAGGAUGUUCACUCUCUCUACAGCCAAUGAGGACAUGGAGGCCUACACAAAGCUCACAG
This is a messenger RNA of Labrus bergylta (ballan wrasse), 284 nucleotides long. The record is from RefSeq and is a predicted model, not a curated record. NCBI's taxonomy places the organism in Eukaryota, Metazoa, Chordata, Actinopteri, Labriformes, Labridae.